AUGAACGGCGAGGACUUUCAAGCUUGGACGAUAUGCUGGAAAGCCAACAUAUGGUUUCAUCGACCCAUAUCUAAGCCGCUAAAAUGUGUGGAAUGCGAUGAAACAUUUACAUACCCUCAGGACAGUCAUCACUCAAACUUCUGGCUUGAAGCGACUCGAUGCUCAGUGGGACAUCGACAGGCGACAACAGCAGAGAUGCAAGGGGAGACAUGUGUGGGUGUGUGUUCGACGUGUGACCAGAAUUAUGUCUUAGAUGUAGUAAAGGGGAAGAAAGAAUGUAGAAGGGAAGGGUGCAGGCGCAUGAUCAGGGUCAACGAGGCUACAAUAAAGCGAAUGAUAGGAUCGGAUGACGAAACUCUCGAACAAUUUAUAUCUCUUCUCAAGAAGUACAAGUCCUAUGAAUGCGAAAUUCAUUGUGACGUGGUCGAGUAUCAGGGAAACCCAAAUCAGGCCUUCAAACCUCCAACACCCGAAUGUGACCAUGAUCGCAAAGUCUGCAAUGCAUGUUUGAAGCCGAUGUUCGAGACUGCUAUUAGAGGAGGAAAUCUAGAGGCCCUUUUGUGCCCUGAUCCGGAAUGCAAGAAGCCUGUACCGCUAGAGUCCAUUCGUACAUAUGUCUCUGCAGAUGUCUUUACAAUAUAUUCUAGAAAACUGAGCCAGAAAUCCCUUGGUGAAAAUGCGAAGUUCAGAUGGUGCAGUUGUGGCCACGGCCAAAAGCACUCUGGUGGAGAAACGAACCCCGAAUGGAUCUGUCUCUCAUGCAAGAAAAGACACUGUUUCAUCUGCCGCGAUGGAACUUGUGAUCAUCUUCGAGAGAUUGACGCACAAAAAGAGAGAAAUAAAUGCGCCAUGAAACAAGCUGCAUCCCAAUAUUUUAAACAAACCAAAGACGAAAGAGAGAAGCAAAGGCGUUUGAGAGAAGCUGAGACUGCCGACAAACGUGAGCAAGCACGGACUUCAAAGAAGUGUCCAAAUGCUACCUGUAGAGCGCCAAUCCAAAAAGAUGGGGGAUGCGCGCAUAUGACUUGCAAAAAGUGCGGUACCCAUUUUUGUUGGUGCUGCAAAGUGAUCUGGUGGGAUAGAGUCCCACUGCACUUGUCUUCAUGCCCUGUAGGGAUCCAGAGGACAACCUCAAGGGCGAGUUUGGACACCUCUGGAUACGCUCCGGACUGGGAUACGGACGGUGGUUACGAUACGUCUCUAGACGGGAGACUUUGGCUGACUGCCGGCGAUCGAUAA
This is a messenger RNA of Lindgomyces ingoldianus, 1239 nucleotides long. RefSeq lists its product as uncharacterized. The record is from RefSeq and is a predicted model, not a curated record. The transcript is spliced from 4 exons. Gene Ontology annotation, molecular function: ubiquitin conjugating enzyme binding; ubiquitin protein ligase activity; zinc ion binding. Gene Ontology annotation, cellular component: ubiquitin ligase complex; cytoplasm. Gene Ontology annotation, biological process: protein polyubiquitination; positive regulation of proteasomal ubiquitin-dependent protein catabolic process; ubiquitin-dependent protein catabolic process. Lineage: Eukaryota; Fungi; Ascomycota; Dothideomycetes; Pleosporales; Lindgomycetaceae. The coding region runs from base 1 to 1239 and encodes 412 amino acids.